Messenger RNA from Chlorella variabilis, 804 nucleotides. RefSeq lists its product as hypothetical. NCBI's taxonomy places the organism in Eukaryota, Viridiplantae, Chlorophyta, Trebouxiophyceae, Chlorellales, Chlorellaceae. Gene Ontology annotation, biological process: transmembrane transport. Gene Ontology annotation, cellular component: membrane. Gene Ontology annotation, molecular function: transmembrane transporter activity. Bases 1 to 804 code for a protein of 267 amino acids. The record is from RefSeq and is a predicted model, not a curated record. The transcript has 6 exons.
AUGACUGCGCUCUUCACAGCAACGGCUGCACUGUUGUAUGCCGACCAGAAUCUGUUGGCGCCCAAUUUGACUGCAAUUGCUGAAGACUUUGGCUUCGAUGAUCAGCAGCGAGACCGGCUGCUGGGAGGUUUUAUAGCGGCCGCCUUCUUUGGAGUUGGGGCUCCAGCGGCGCUCCUGUUUGGCUGGCUGAGCGACAGGGUCAACCGGUGCAGGCUGCUCUUUGCGGCAGUUAUGCUGGUCAGCAGCAUCGUGCAGCUCAGCACAGGUGUCGGCCUGGCGCUGGGCCAGGGCAUCGCCGGCUUUGUAGUGUCCUGCGUGAUGCUGCUCACUUGCCGAGAGCCCCUGCGUGGUGGCACCGAGGCUGCGCUGCAGGAGCACUUUCAGGACCACCCUGAAGACUUUGCAUACAGCGAGCAGAUGACGUGGAGAAAGCUGGGUCGGCUCCUUCUCAUCAAGACCAACGUGCUGGGCCUGUUUGGUUGCCUUCCUUGGGGCAUGAUCCUCGUGUUUCUGAAUGACUUCAUGUCCCAGGACAAGGGCCUGACUGUGCAGCAGGCCACGCUGGUGCUGCUCGUCCUAGGGAUUGGCGGUGGAGUGGGGGUGGUGGGGGGCGGAUGUUUGGGUCAAUGGCUCUACAACCGCCAGAAGUGGAGCAUGCCCGCGUUUAUCGGCACUUGCACUAUUUUGGGGGUUUUACCCAUGUAUGCUCUUCUAUCGGACGUUGCCUCUGCUAUGCCGCUGACCAUCAUCAUGGCGAUGCUGACGGGCGCGCUGAGUGGCACAGUGGGGCCAAACAUGCGGUAG